This is a messenger RNA of Vitrella brassicaformis, 3085 nucleotides long. NCBI's taxonomy places the organism in Eukaryota, Vitrellaceae. The record is from the annotation of a GenBank genome assembly.
GAUCUGGAUGGAUGGAUGGGUGGAGUCUCAUGGCCAUGUGUGUGAGUCAACAUCUUACCCACGUGCAAGUUUCUGCAAUUGUCACGACAUUCCCGCAGCAGAAUGUAGCCAACGAAUGUGGCACGGCAUGGCGCAUGUAGAGAAGAGACACGGUCGCGACAAUGCAGGUCGGGAAACAUCUCGACGGAUAUAAAAUGUAAGCAGCGAUACUCUUGGUGGCUCGCCCUGCUUCUGCUGCAACUGCCUUAUGUCCAACAUAACAAACGAGAAACAGACAUGCAUUUGGCACAUCACCCCAGUCUUGUGUGUCGAUGUGCCUUCUUCUCACCUUGUGCAUGACGCCACUCGCUGACGGCCUCAUGAUGAGCAGCUGGUUCUCAUCUUCAUCUUCAGACGGAGGCGGCUCUAGCGCCGGUGAAGGCUGAUGUCUCCUCCCUUCCUCUAGCACCCGAAAUCCUUGAAUGUUGACGUAGUGGUUGCGGCGCAUGUCGGGUGGCUGGCCCGCCCUCUUCCUCGCCCGCUCGACCUUCAAGCGCAGCCCCCGAAAAUCCCAGCUCUCCCGUAGGCGGCGCACUUCGGCUUUGACAUAAUACUUGCCCCCUCCCCCAACACGAAAGGGCUCCGCCAGCACAAGGAAAGCCUGGGAGUCGCUGGUCAUGAUGUGGGCUUUCAGGCCCUUGAAGGCGGCGGCCUUGUGGAAGGCGGCGUGGAGGGCGGCAGGGCAGGAAUCCUCGUCGUCCAUACCAGACGACGGCAUCCCUGAGGAACGAGUCACGUUGUCGUCGUUGUCAGACGCUGCACAUAUUAUAUGGACGGCACAAGGAUAGUCAAUCAGAUAUGUGUUGUUGUGUUGCAAUGAGUUGUUCUCCUGACUUGUGAGAGGCGCCCUCAAACCUGACGAAUGAACCAAUUUGGGCUCACCGGCUGCCUCCUUUUUGCGUGUUCGUGUCUCUAUCUGUCGCCUGCCCACCCGCCUCUGUGUGGCCCGUCUGUCUUUGGGCGAUGUGAGUACGGUGCCGUCUCCCUCCCUCGUUGUCCAUCUCGAAUAGCCAUCGGCACGAGGGGGGCCUUCGACCCUGGCGAAGAGGUCUUUCUUCUGCUUCUUCUGAGGAGGAAAGAAGAAAUGGGCGCGGCAGAAUAUCAAAAGAAAAAUCCAAGCGAAUAUAAAAUGCAGGCGGCGAUUGAGGCCGCGUCGGCCUCCUGUGGCUCCACCAGACACACAGAUGAAGGGAGACACAAUGAAUGAAUGGAUCAUCACACGGCAAUACGCAUCUCUGUGUUUGUGUGUGACCACCGCCUCCCAACUCACCGCUGACGGGCUUCACGGGAGUCGCAUGGCCUGGCUCAGCUCCUGUAUGAACGCCAUGUGCACCACGUCCGGCCGAACAUAGCCCUGCCGCAGUCGGCGAAGGAGGACAGGCAUAUGGUGUGUAUCCAUACGUGUGUGUCUGUAUGUGUGUUGCUUACGAUUCGGACAGCGGCAAUGCGGUCGACCUGUUGGCAGAGCUUGGGAGUGCUCCUCUUCUCGUCAUCCUGACACAUAACAAAAGAAGAGCAGACAUGCACUUGGCACAUCACCCCAGUUCCUGUGUGUGUCGAUGUGCCUUCUUCUCACCUUGUGCAUGGCGCCACUCGAUGACGGCCUCGUUGCUAGCAGCUGGUUCUCAUCAUCAGAGUCUGACGAUGACGGUGGCUGGGGGCUGCGGGUCUGACCGUCCGGUAGCUGCUGAUGUCCCCUCCCUCCCUCUAGCACCCGAAAUCCUUGAAUGUUGAAAUAGUGGUUGCGGCGCAUGUCGGGUGGCUGGCCCGCUCGACCUUCAAGCGCAGCCCCCGAAAAUCCCAGCUCUCCCUUACGCGGCGCACCUCGGCGCUGACGUGCCCCAGCACGAAAGGGUCCCGCCAGCACGAGGAAGGCCUGGGAGUCGCUGGUGAUGAUGUGGGCUUUCAGGCCCUUGAAGGCGGCGGCCUUGUGGAAGGAGGCGUGGAGGGCGGCAGGGCAGGAGUCCUCGUCGUUCAUGCCGGACGACGGCAUCCCUGAGGAACGAGUCACGUUGUCGUCGUUGUCAGACGCUGCACAUAUUAUAUGGACAGCACAAGGACAUUCAAUCAGAUAUGUGUUGUUGUGUUGCAAUGAGUUGUUCUCCUGACUCUCGAGAGGCGCAGCGGGUGGUGGCUCAACAGCCAUGGGCGACCGAGAGGCUCCCAACAUCGACACACCUGGCGUACCACACACCGCACACCACACACCCGCAUGCACGAGAGUGCAAUGCAUGCCGCGCCCUUCAAUAUCUUCCUACGCUUCUCCUGGUUGACGGCAGGUGGACGGUGAUGGAUGGGGGCCUGCAACACACACACAUACACAUGCACAUGCACAUACACGCACACACACACACCCACACACAAGUGACCGACCUGGAGGCACCGCUCCGAUGGCCCUGCAGUGCAGCACACACAACAAGUGGAGACAACAAUCAUGGUUGCAGGUCGGUUUGUCGGUGUCUGGUCGGUUUGUUUGAUGUGACCUGAGCAUCUUGAAGAGAAGUCAGUCGACGUCGCAGCUGCCUGUUGAGCCCUCGGCCUUCCGCUCCCGCUUUCUUCCAGCCGUCUCACACUGAGUCUCCUUCUCUGCACCACACAAACAAACAAACAAACAAACACAGUUUGGCCUCACUGUUCCUCCAUCCCUCCAUCCGCCCGUGCCACGCUGCCCGUCUUUUUUCAGCCCUUCUGACCUUCCUCUUCCAGUAGCCGGCCCUCAGUGUGUGCCUGCAGUCACUCAUUGACGAGCAAGUCACGUAUCAGAGGAGCAGACAUGCACUUGGCGCACCACCCAGUUCUUGUGUGUGUCGAUGUGCCUUCUUCUCACCUUCUGCACGAGGCCUCCCGCUGACGGCCUCGUUGCUAGCAGCUGGUUCUCAUCAUCAGACGAUGACGGUGGCUGGCGGCUGCGGGUCUGACCGUCCUUGCUCGCUGAGGGGCCACCGUCGUCGAUCUCGGGCGGCAUGGCGAUCUCCGGUAGCUGCUGUCCCCUCCCCCCCUCCAGCACCCGAAAUCCUUCAAUGUCGACGUAAUGGUUGUGGCGCAU